Molecule: messenger RNA, 843 nt
Organism: Exserohilum turcica Et28A
Lineage: Eukaryota; Fungi; Ascomycota; Dothideomycetes; Pleosporales; Pleosporaceae
Exons: 3
Coding region: 89-589 (166 amino acids)
Source: RefSeq, a predicted model, not a curated record
UCGACGCCCUUUGUCGCCCGCUCCUGACCACCAGUCAAUCUUUGUACUACCCGUUUAAUCACAACAACAACCCACAACAACCUCAAAGAUGCGUUUCCAAGCUACCGUCCUGGCCUUUGCCGCCACCCUCGCCAUGACCAGCGCCCAGUCCCAGCCUGACCUGUCUGGCAUUCCCUCUUGCGCUCUUCCUUGCUUCGUCUCCGCUCUGCCCAAGUCUGGCUGCGGUGCCACCGACAUCAAGUGCCAGUGCACUACUGGUCGCGACGCCAUCCAGGCCGAGGUCCAGAAGUGCUCGGUUGAGAAGUGUAGCCAGGACGACCUUGCCAAGCUCACCUCUGCCGUUGCUAAGCUUUGCCAGUCUGGUGGUGUCACUCUCUCCAACGUUCCUUCUGUCUCCACCCCGGCUGCCGCCAGCGCUAGCGGCUCCUCUGCCGCUGGCUCUUCUGCUCCUGCCGCCUCUACACCUGCUGCCAGCGGCACUUCCGCAAGGGCCUCCACCUCCCCCAGGCCUACCGGCAACGCUGCCGCCAACAACGCCGUUGGCUUCGGUGCUAUUGCCCUUGGUUUCGCCGCCGUCUUUGGAUUGUAAAUACUCGACUCGUCCAUGGAAACGGUCGUCGUGUGGCACGAAGAAUGAUGGAGGACACUGGUUUUUUCUCUCUAUACUCUCUCCAUUGGCCCCGCUCCAGUCAACGCUGCGCCAUUGGCUGAAUUCCCAAAUUCGCUUUCCUCUGCGCAAUUUCCAAGUCCCAUAAAGCCUAUUGGAGUUUGAUCCAUAAUUUUGAUAGAUGAUUAUCCCAUCUUAUUUAACGCUUAAUGUACGCUGUACAAUUCAUCUCAUAA